This is a messenger RNA of Telopea speciosissima, 503 nucleotides long. RefSeq names its product 16 kDa phloem protein 1-like. Bases 23 to 496 code for a protein of 157 amino acids. NCBI's taxonomy places the organism in Eukaryota, Viridiplantae, Streptophyta, Magnoliopsida, Proteales, Proteaceae. The record is from RefSeq and is a predicted model, not a curated record. The transcript has 6 exons.
AGAGAGAGAGAGAGAGAAGAAGAUGGUCAACGGCAUAUUGGAGGUGCUACUUGUCGAUGCUCGAGGCUUACAGGGGACCGAUUUCUGGGCAGGUCAAAUGGAUCCGUACGUGUUGAUUCAGUAUAAGAGUCAAGAACGCAAGAGCAGCGUCCGUCGAGGAGAAGGUAGCAACCCAGUUUGGAAUGAGAAAUUCACUUUCCGAGUGGAGUACCCUGGUGCAGAUGACCAGUACAAGCUUUUCCUCAGAAUCAUGGACAAGGACACCUUCUCCGCCGAUGACUUUGUUGGAGAAGCCACGAUCCACUUGAAGGAUAUAAUUGCAAUGGGCGUUGAAAAUGGAGGAGCUCAGUUACAUCCCAACAAGUAUAGUGUCGUCAAGACUGACCAAACUUAUUGUGGAGAGAUUAAAGUUGGUUUUACUUUCACUCCAUCGGCGGAAAGGGGAUUGGACCUUAAUGAAGAAGAGUUAGGAGGAUGGAAGCAAAGUGGUUUCUGAUAUAUAG